Molecule: messenger RNA, 240 nt
Organism: Perkinsus marinus ATCC 50983
Lineage: Eukaryota; Perkinsozoa; Perkinsida; Perkinsidae
Exons: 3
Biological process (GO): mRNA 3'-end processing by stem-loop binding and cleavage
Cellular component (GO): mRNA cleavage and polyadenylation specificity factor complex
Molecular function (GO): 5'-3' exonuclease activity; RNA binding; RNA endonuclease activity
Source: RefSeq, a predicted model, not a curated record
AUGCCUGACAAUUCGUGCAAGGAGUGGGAAGAUGUGGUGCUGGCGCCGGGCAUGCCAUGUGUGGUUAUGGCAGCUCCCGGCAUGUUGCAAAGUGGAACUAGUCGGGAGCUGUUCGAGCAGUGGGCACCAGAUCCUAAAAACGGGGUUAUUAUUACAGGAUAUAGUGUAUCGGGCACUCUGGCACAUGAUUUGCAGAAUGACCCCGAUACGUUGACUCUCACGGAUGGGAGGAAGCUGCCG